CAACUAUCAUAGUAGGCAACAACAUCUUCAACAUGGGCAACUAUAAUAUUGCUCAACUCAUAAUAUUUCUCAAUUUAGGAACUCUUCUUAUUUCUCAAGCAUCAUGUCCAUCUUGUGGCCCCACUCCUCCAACUAAGCCACCACCAAAGGUGAAACCACCGAAACCGUGUCCACCAACGGCGCCAUCACCCCCGAAAUCGUCACCACCGACGAAAUUACCUCCACCGACGAAAUCACCCCCGAAAUCGUCACCACCGACGAAAUCACCUCCACCGACGAAAUCACCCCCGAAAUCGUCACCACCGACGAAAUCACCUCCACCGACGAAAUCACCUCCGAUGGCAUCACCACCAAAAGCACCAGACGCGUGCCCCAUCGACGUCUUAAAACUAGGUGCAUGCGUUGACGUAUUGAAUGGCCUCGUGCAUAUAGGAAUCGGGCCAAGCGCCAAGGACGAGUGCUGCACGGUACUCGAGGGGGUGGCCGGGUUGGAUGCAGCCCUCUGCCUCUGCACCACCAUCAAAGCCAAGCUUCUCAAUAUCAACAUUCUCCUUCCCAUUGCUCUACAAGUUCUUGUUGAUUGUGGCAAAAAUCCACCUUCUGGAUUUCAGUGCCCUACUUAAUUAAGGUUGUUACAAGUUCUUUUUAUAGCAUAUGUCUAAUAUUUUGUGUUAUAUGUUGUUGCAUUGCCUAAGUAAAAUAAUAUGUACUAUCUUCUUCGAUUGAGAAAUUAAUGUUUAUUUAUGUAUUUUACAA
Messenger RNA from Salvia miltiorrhiza (redroot sage), 756 nucleotides. RefSeq names its product 36.4 kDa proline-rich protein-like. The transcript is spliced from 2 exons. The coding region runs from base 33 to 623 and encodes 196 amino acids. Lineage: Eukaryota; Viridiplantae; Streptophyta; Magnoliopsida; Lamiales; Lamiaceae. The record is from RefSeq and is a predicted model, not a curated record.